UUAGGGGCCAUCGCCCUGAAUUUGGGAGUUCUCGUGUCGUCAAUUUAUGAGAGUAUCUACGCACGGCGAGAUGGAGACCCAACCAAAUUGAAAGACAUCACUGCUAUGAGAUCAACUACCAUCAAUAAUCCAGGCUAUCGAGAGCAUCCGCCUACGAAUGGUGGAAGCAUAUCAAUGACCGAUGCCAGUGGAAAACCUUACGGACCAGGAGCUGGAAACGGCUCGAUUGCCUCCGUGACAACCUCCACAAGCGUAGGAAGUACAACAUCACCCCUGAGAAGUUCACUAAAGAAGCCAAAACCCCUUGGAAUCCAAAAUCCUGGAUUUUCAGCGCAUAGUCCUACACUAACGAGGAAUGGGUCUCAGAAGAAAGUCCGCAUUCAAACCCACUCGACAGAAGUUUAAAAUAUGCUAUAAAGUCGAAAUUGAUUCCAUAGCGCAAAUAAAACUAAUCAAAAACGCGUUGUGAUAGUGGAGGUAUCUGAAUACGUAGUAUAGCUUUUUUCUAUGAUGGAAAUUGUUUCGAUAAAUACUCGUGUUUCAUGCUCCAACCUGAAUACGUGUGAAGAUAAGGACAUUUGUAAUUUUUUAAGAUUACAAAUUUUAUCGCAUCCGUCCAUAACCCUAAGUAGGCAGCUAUAUAAUAUGAUAAUUUUGUCGUGAAACGACUCGAUAGAGAAGAGUUAUAUAAAUAUAUAAAUAUAUAUAUAUAUAUCUUUUUUUUUUGUUGGAAACCUUCUAAUAUAUACACAUAUCGAAUUGUUUGCGUAUUCAUCACAUUUAAUGGGACUCAGAGGGACUGUUAUAAAAAAAACAUAUGUACAAGAAACUAAAAUUUCUUCAUCGUGUUGAUAUGUAGAAAAACAAGUUGCGAUUAUAACUGAGAUAAUAA
This is a messenger RNA of Diachasma alloeum, 892 nucleotides long. RefSeq lists its product as uncharacterized. The record is from RefSeq and is a predicted model, not a curated record. NCBI's taxonomy places the organism in Eukaryota, Metazoa, Arthropoda, Insecta, Hymenoptera, Braconidae.